This is a messenger RNA of Spinacia oleracea (spinach), 1384 nucleotides long. RefSeq names its product delta(7)-sterol-C5(6)-desaturase. Gene Ontology annotation, molecular function: iron ion binding; oxidoreductase activity. Gene Ontology annotation, biological process: lipid biosynthetic process. NCBI's taxonomy places the organism in Eukaryota, Viridiplantae, Streptophyta, Magnoliopsida, Caryophyllales, Amaranthaceae. The record is from RefSeq and is a predicted model, not a curated record. The coding region runs from base 200 to 1069 and encodes 289 amino acids. The transcript has 3 exons.
AACCUUUUCUCUCUCUAACUUCAAAAGCUCUUUCACCUUCUGCUUCACCCAAUUCAUAACAACAACAAAAAACACCCAAAAAUAAAGUACGGAGUACCUUUUUAUUUUUCUUUCUUUUUGACUCGUGAUUUUGUUGAUAUAUUUCGAUCUCACCAAAGAUCUAUCGAGGAUCUUCACCGUACAACAGUAUAAAAGAAAAAUGUUCGGAAAUAUCACGAGUGAAGAACAUAAAGCGUUGUUUGUUGAAGAGACUAGUUUUUAUAACCGCAUUGUAUUGGGAUGUAUUUUGCCGACGGUGAUGUGGGAUAAUCUUCCCCAUUUUUUCCAAACAUGGCUCAGAAACUACAUUGGUGCUGUCUCUUUGUACUUGGGUUCUAGCUUUCUUUGGUGCUUUGUUAUUUAUUAUUGGAAGCGCAACCUAUAUGUUCCUAAAGAUUGCAUUCCGUCAAGAAGAGCAAUGUAUUUGCAAAUAUGUAUAGCAAUGAAGGGCAUGCCGUGGUACACCCUACUUCCGACAAUUUCGGAAUACGCAGUAGAAAGUGGAUGGACAAAGUGUAUCCCUCGGAUAAGUGAAGUUGGUUUUGUAGCCUAUUUGGGGAACUUGCUAAUUUAUCUUUUGAUCGUUGAGUUUGGGAUUUACUGGGUGCAUAGGGAAUUACAUGACAUAAAGCCUCUAUACAAGCACCUCCAUUCAUUUCAUCAUAGUUACAACAAGCAAAAUACUCUUUCUCCUUUUGCUGGUCUUGCAUUUCAUCCCAUAGACGGCAUUUUGCAGGCCGUUCCGCAUUCAUGUGCACUAUUUCUUGUGCCUAUCCACUUUACUACACAUAUAUUCCUCAUGUUUAUGGAACUUUUAUGGACAGCAAAUAUUCAUGAUUGUAUCCAUGGGAAUGUAUGGCCAGUUAUGGGUGCUGGUUACCAUACUAUCCACCACACUACUUAUCGACAUAAUUAUGGCCAUUAUACGUUGUUGAUGGACUGGAUUUUCGGAACCCUUCGAGACCCUGCACUUGACGAUGACGACGACGAUAAUGAUGAUGAUGGCGAUGACCCAAAUAAGCUUUCUUAAUGUGUGAAAUCAUGUUAGUAAUUAGUAUAGUACCUUCUCCAUAUUAAGAUUGUAUUUAUAUGUUUAGGGGAAUGGCAAUGGUUGGGUUAGCUGGUGAUAUUUAAACUGAUAAUUGUCAUUAAAUUAUUCAAGAUUAGGAAAUUAUCCUUGAUUUGGGAUUAAAAAUUAAUUUGCAAUUUUAAUUAGGUUUAGAUUAUAAUUUCUUGUUAUCUUCCUUUUUCUUGUAUUGACAAACUUAUGUGUAAAACCUCACUAAUUAUUUUGUAUCUGCAAAAAAUUUGUUGUAUAUUUGAAAGUUUAUACUUAAUUAUUGGA